Molecule: messenger RNA, 684 nt
Organism: Clonostachys solani
Lineage: Eukaryota; Fungi; Ascomycota; Sordariomycetes; Hypocreales; Bionectriaceae
Source: the annotation of a GenBank genome assembly
AUGCCAGCCACACCUGCUCGCGAGGACCCGCUCGUUCUCUCCCCAAUAUCAGGGCAGCACACUGCUACGGUCAUCAUCAUUCACGGAUUCGGUGACUCGGGCCAUGGCUGGUCCUCGGCUGUCGAGCAUAUUCGCCGUCGGCAUGACCGCCUGGACGACGUCAAAUUCAUUCUUCCUCACGCGCCAAAUAUCCCUCUAAGCAUGGCAAGCGCACGCGGGUGGCAUCCGGAUGAGGUCCUGACAAGUUCGCCUGGUCGUCUUAGUUCGUUGUCCGCCUGCCAGGGCGAAGAUGUCUCUGGCGUUUUGGAAACACAGUCCUAUAUGCACUCUCUUAUCCAGACUGAAAUAGAAGCCGGAAUUCCACCGGAGAGAAUCAUCCUUGGGGGGUUUUCUCAAGGAGGAGCGAUAAGUAUUUUCUCCGGCCUCACCGCACCCAUCAAGCUUGGCGGUAUCGUUGCGCUUUCAUGUUGGGUGCUACUUCAUAAGGAGUUCAAAGACUACAUUCCAGACGAAGAUUUGAACAAAGACACGCCCAUCUUCGUGGGGCACGGGGAUCAAGAUUGGCGACUAGAGUAUCAAGUGGCUGUUGACAGUGUCGAACUGCUUGGGGGGGCUGGCUACAACGUCACCUUCCACAGAUACAGGCGAGUUUUUCGUUCCACCGGUGUAUCUAUGCCCUUCUAA